AUGUCCUCACUUUGCCACCGGGGAAAUGCCAUCUUCUCAUCAUGUGCUUUACUCCUUCGUGGGCUCUACAACCUGUACCUCCAUCCGCUGCGAGGGUAUCCCGGUCCAGCCAUCUGGGCAGCCAGUCGUCUUCCCUGGUGUUGGUACCAAUUCAACGGGACUCUGAAUCAGAGGCUUCUUUCCUUGCAUCGCAAACAUGGCCAGACUGUCCGAGUCGCCCCGAAUGAACUCUCGUUCACGACUGCCGCUGCCUGGAAGACUAUAUACGGUCCACGCUCUGAUGAAAUGUCCAAGGACCCUGUAUUCUCCCUGCUCACUCCUACCGGUGUGCCGAAUAUUCUGACAGCUGAUCGAGCGACCCAUACCAGACACAGGCGCCUUUUCUCCCACGCAUUCUCCGAGAAAGCCCUUCGCGAGCAGAACGACAUCAUCGAAUACUAUUUAAAUCGAUUGAUGACGCAGUUCUCCAAUCUCGCAGAUGCAGGACCCAUCAAUCUUUCCCCAUGGUUCACCUAUUUUGCAUACGACGUGAUCCGGGACCUCUCCUUCGGGGAACCCUGCAGUUGCACGGCAACCGGAAUUCCAGACGCAUUCGUCUCCUCGCUCCCCGCUAUAUCCAAAGAACUCAUCCUACUCCAAAUGCUCAAAUACUACAACCUCACAUGGCUGCGUCGUCUAUUCAUACCGCGAUCCGUCUCCGGUGCGCGCGCCCGUAACAUCACCCAAGUAGUAGACACCGUUACCAGACGCAUCGAGCGGCGCACAGACCGCAAGGAUUUCCUGCAUUAUAUCCUAGCAGCCAUGCAGAGUGAUAAAGGCAUGACUCUCGACGAGAUCAACGUCAAUGCGUUCUCGUUCAGCAUCGCUGGCUCAGAGGCGACAGCUACCGCGGUCGCAGCGUUCGUGUUUUACAUUUGUACUCAUCCCCGGGUGUAUCGGAUACUUGUCGCGGAGAUCCGUAGCAACUUUGCGGAUGAGGCACAGAUUGGGAUGGAGACUGUUAAUGACCUGACGUAUUUGAAUGCCGUUCUCACGGAAGUCCUGCGUAUUCAUCCCCCCGUCGCGAUUACCCUUCCUCGUGUGGUUCCUGGUGCGGGCGCCUUCAUUGACGGCCACUUCGUUCCGCCCGGUACUUCCGUCGGUAUCAAUCAUUUAUCAGCAUAUCGUGAUUCUUGCAACUUCUAUCGUCCGGAUGGCUUUGUCCCUGGGCGAUGGUUGCCUGAUAGGCCGGUUGAGUUUGAGACAGACCGUCGGGACGCUUUUCAGCCGUUCUCGUUCGGGCCGAGGAAUUGUCUCGGGAGAAAUCUGGCGUGGGCGGAGAUGCGCAUGGUUGCUGUGCGGUUGUUGUUUCGGUUUGAUUUGUCCCUGGUGGGUUGUCAGCGGUGGGAUGAGCAGAUGAUUUGGGGGUUUUGGGUGAAGAUGCCUUUGUGGGUGGAGUUGUCUAGGGUUUCUGGCGGAGUGGAGUGA
Aspergillus affinis is the source of this 1467-nucleotide messenger RNA. RefSeq names its product cytochrome P450. The transcript has 4 exons. Gene Ontology annotation, molecular function: monooxygenase activity; oxidoreductase activity, acting on paired donors, with incorporation or reduction of molecular oxygen; iron ion binding. The coding region runs from base 1 to 1467 and encodes 488 amino acids. The record is from RefSeq and is a predicted model, not a curated record. Lineage: Eukaryota; Fungi; Ascomycota; Eurotiomycetes; Eurotiales; Aspergillaceae.